GUUAAAACAUGGUCACGUCGUGCAUUCAGCUGCAGGCACCGUAUGGAUGAAUUCUCGCAGUACACGAGAUCUGAGAGUGGAUAUACUGGACAAUGUACUGGAAAAAUGAACAAACAACAUCGAAAGAGAGUCCAGGCAAGAACACCGGUAAAACUCAAGAGCUGUUUGAAGAAGUAUCGUGCUCGUCGUCGUUGUCUCUGUCACCCAGCUCCUCACCUCAUGCCAUGACAGAGAAAGCCAUCUGUACCAGCUGUGGCACUGAGAUAGUCGACAAAUACCUGCUCAAGGUGAACGACAUGUGCUGGCACGUGAGAUGCCUGUCGUGCAGCGUGUGCCAAACAUCUCUGGGCAGACACAUCAGCUGUUAUAUAAAAGAGAGGGAGAUAUUUUGUAAAUUGGAUUACUUCAGGAAAUACGGGACACGUUGCGCUCAUUGUGGCAAGAACAUACAUUCAAAUGACUGGGUCCGUAGAGCAAAGGGGAACACCUACCACCUGGCUUGUUUCGCCUGCUUCUCCUGUAAGAGACAGCUGUCCACAGGAGAGGAGUUUGCCCUGGUGGAUGAGAGAGUUCUGUGUCGAGUGCACUAUGAUUGCAUGCUGGACAACCUGAAACACGCCAUGGAGAAUGGAAAAGGAGUGAAUGUGGAGGGAGCUGUUCCCUUGGAGCAGGAAGUGAAUCAACCCAAGCCAGCCAAGAGGGCACGUACAAGUUUCACUGCUGACCAGCUACAGGUAAUGCAAGCCCAGUUUGCUCAGGACAACAAUCCAGAUGCCCAGACUUUACAAAAGCUGGCAGAAAGAACUGGUCUUAGCCGCAGGGUUAUUCAGGUUUGGUUCCAGAACUGUCGAGCUCGUCAUAAGAAGCAUGUGAGCCCAAAUCACUCAUCCACUGCACCUGUGUCAUCUCUGCAGCCUACCAGACUCUCUCCGCCUCUAAUAGAUGAGCUUCAGUAUGCUGCUUUUGCCCCUGUGGACACCCCUAUGCUCACUGCUCUACACUCCUAUAUGGAUGGUACUUUAUGCUCUGAUGGGAUAUUACUGUACCAGUGAUCCAGUGUAUGGGGCUUGAUUAGUUACGUCCACUCUCCCGCUUCACUGGGGCUGCAGCCUCUCUUGCUUCACUCGAUGACACAGCUGCCCAUCAGCCACGCCUGAGACGCUCACUGAUGGGGAAAUAUUCACACUUCUAUUGACUGAGUCUUGAUAAAAGACCCGUGCUACUCUUUCAUGGGCACUUAUUGAAGGAUAUCUAUCUUGAAAUGAUCUAAAAAGAAAAGAUUUCAACAUAAUUGUGAAAAGAGCAAGAAGUUUUUGUUUAAUAUAUAAUAUUUAUCUAUAGAGUGAUGGAACAAAUGGCUUUUAAUUUAUUUCUUGUAUAUGACUGAGCACUUUGUUUUAAAAUAAAUGUACCAUGGAAUUCUUAGUUUCUGGAUUAGUCAGCACACCGUUUUUGUUUGUUUGAUAGUUCUAAUGAAACUUAGAAACUGAAGAGAAGCAAAUAAAAUCUGAAUAACAUCCACAGGGCUGAGAUGAGUGAUUUGCUGCUAGUGAUUAAAGAUUUAUUUGAUUUAAGACUUAUUUUUUUAGAUUCACAUAAUUGUUAGAAUCCUGCUAAAGCAUUUCUUGUGGGGUGGAAUCAGAAGUUAGGAAGUUAUACUUAAGCAUUAUUCCUUUGACUCUAAAGUUUGGUGUGCUCUGGGAUGUGGCCACAAGUGUGGCACAGGGUGGCAGCUGCCACCCCAACAAAGACUGUCUUUCUCUCUCUAUAGUAAACUAAACCAGUAAUUGUGGUGUCAUUCACAAUUUUAUGAAGAUUUAUUGUGUGCUGUGGAGAUGGAAGAAAGCUUGUUUUAAAAAUUGUAACCGAAAUGUUCCAGAUACACCCAUAAUUGUGCCUUGGUCAUUAUAAUGCUUUACAAAUUAGUUUCUUGGGGGACUGACACGCUAUCGUAUUGAAUACUCAUUUACGAUGAAAUGGUUGUGUAAAAGUCACAUUUAUAUGUACAGAUAUUAUGCUUCAAGGUCCUAAAAAUUAAUUCAUUUACUCACCCAUGUGCAAUCCCAGAUGUGUGACUUUGUUUGUUCUGCAGGAUACAAAUGAAGAUUUUUAGAAGCAUAUUUCAGUUCUGUAGGUCCAUACAAUGCAAGUGAAUGCGUACCAAAAUUUUAAAGCUCCAAAAAGCACAAAGGAAGCAAAAAAGUCAUCUAUAAGACUACAGUGGUUUAAUCCAUAUGUUCAGAAGAGACAUGGUUUGGGUGAGACAUUUUUAGUGAUCCAUAUUAAGUUUGUUUUUACUAUCAAUCUCCACUUUCACCUUCACAUUCUUUCAAGGUGAUUUGCAUUUAUCGUGUAUAUCGCCAUCUACUAGGCAGGGAGGAGAAUUUAUGGUAAAAAAAGACUUGAAUAUUGAUCAGUUUCUCACCCACACCUAUCAUAUCGCUCCUGAAGAUAUGGAUUUAACCACUGGAGCAUUAUGGAUUAUUUUAUGCUGCCUUUAUGUGCUUUUUGGAGCUUGUUUUGGUCCCCAUUCACUUGCAUUGUGAGGACCUACAGAGCUGAAAUAUUCUUAAAAUCUUUGUAUUCGGCAGAAGAAAGUUAUACACAUCUGGGAUAGCAUGACUGUGAGUAAAAUGAGAGAAUUUUCAUUUUUGGGUGAACUAUCCCUUUAAGCAGAAUGCUAGGAAAUCUCAGUCCCCAUUCACUUUAAUUGUAUGGAAAGAAAAAAGGGCAGCACCAACAUUGUUCACAUAAGUGUGAGCAAAUGAGUGAUUUUUCAUCAUUGGGUUGGCUAAUCCUUUAAAUUAUUAAACCAUUUUAAAGAUGAAACUGUACGAUUUCUUAACCAUGAUUAACUACGAAGCCAAGAGCAAUUAGUACUUUAUAAAUUCAAAAGAAAGUGCUUCAUAAGCACUUCAAAUAAAAUCUGCAGAUGCAGUUGACCUCCUGCUGAUAGUGCACAAUGCAAGAUCUGGGUGGAUGGUGAUUGCCCUUUAUUUCCCCCUGUGUGUCUUCUUCCUGCGAGUCUUUCUGAGGAUCUUUCUUAGCGAGCUGGUUGUAUAAAAUGGUUGUGAAGCUGAUCCGUCGUUCUUCUCUAGAUCUAGAGCUGUAAGUAGACAUAAGGACGAUUAAACGAAUGUGUGUGUGGGGUUGAGUAGCACAGUGUUCGCUUUCGAACCAAAGGCGAUCUUCAUUGACUGUCUUAUUUUGUUACUAUAACAAUAUUCCUUUAGGGUUAAGUGUGUAUGUAGCCAGCUAAUGACUUCUGAUGAGAGACAUUGAAAACAAUACAAGAUGUGUUGAAGUUUUAAUGCAUCUUAAUGGUAGUUUAAUUGAGAGAAUUAAGAUCGGAAAUAACAUGUUUAUUAGUGAGAGAUUCAUCACAGCUGUGCCAUUUUGUUUGACAACAAAGAUAAAAAACAGCCUUCAUGAAAAAUCCCUAACUGUUAAUCUAGAAAUGAAAUUGGUUUGUGAAAUUGCUAUACAGUAUUCUAUAAAUAGUUUUAUUCAUUUACAUAUAAAAAUAACAAUUACACUUUGUAAUACAAAAAGUACAAAUAGAAUAAAUAUUCAUUCAAAGAACAUAUACAGUUAUAAAUCUGUAUCUGAAACUUUAAGAUGUAUCUCAAAGUACAAAUGAACCUAUAAAUAUCUUUUGAGAAUGGCCGUUAUGUAUAUAGCAACAUUUUCCAUUUCUAGCUCCAAAUUAUUCUCAAAUAAAGAAAAAAUAAAACCUUAAUUUUGUACAAGGUUG
Myxocyprinus asiaticus (Chinese sucker) is the source of this 3754-nucleotide messenger RNA. RefSeq names its product LIM/homeobox protein Lhx8-like. The transcript has 8 exons. Gene Ontology annotation, molecular function: RNA polymerase II transcription regulatory region sequence-specific DNA binding; DNA-binding transcription factor activity, RNA polymerase II-specific. Gene Ontology annotation, cellular component: nucleus. NCBI's taxonomy places the organism in Eukaryota, Metazoa, Chordata, Actinopteri, Cypriniformes, Catostomidae. The record is from RefSeq and is a predicted model, not a curated record. Gene Ontology annotation, biological process: forebrain neuron development; regulation of transcription by RNA polymerase II; neuron differentiation. Bases 93 to 1052 code for a protein of 319 amino acids.